Temnothorax curvispinosus is the source of this 2940-nucleotide messenger RNA. Its product is annotated as homeobox protein OTX1-like. Gene Ontology annotation, cellular component: nucleus. Lineage: Eukaryota; Metazoa; Arthropoda; Insecta; Hymenoptera; Formicidae. Gene Ontology annotation, molecular function: DNA-binding transcription factor activity, RNA polymerase II-specific; RNA polymerase II cis-regulatory region sequence-specific DNA binding. Gene Ontology annotation, biological process: regulation of transcription by RNA polymerase II. The transcript has 5 exons. Bases 463 to 1746 code for a protein of 427 amino acids. The record is from RefSeq and is a predicted model, not a curated record.
ACCGGUGUGACGCGCUCCGUUCGACGAGAUUUACGAGAUGAUCAACAAGAUUCGCGAGUGAGAGGACGUACGAAGAGGAGCAGCGAACCGGGAAGCGGCGGCGAGACCGAGGACAAGCUGAAGAGUAGACACGUGCGUGAGAGUACCAUAUUCCAGAAACAUUACUGGCAUCCAAGGAUAUCGUCUUCGGUCGGUACGGAGAAACAGCGAGAACACGCCGAGAACACGUUGGAAAAGGUAGAAGAGCGCCACUACGGCAGUGCACUGCCGGAAGAAUUCACAUCAAGACUGACGGAGGACAGCGUGAGGCGGCCAUUAUACGGCGCGAGCGGCGCUACUCAUCGGGUGGAGAACAGCUGGUGGCCGGGCGACCAGGGCGGAGGGAGUCACGCGAUAAGGGAGCGUGAUAACAACGCCGCGGUGGCGGGUGAACUGGUUUCUCGUAUCGCGGGCUGCCUGAAUAUGGCGGGUUACCUGAAGGCGGCGGGCGCGACCUGCGCCUCGACCGGAAACCCUCAUCAAUACCACCCACACGGACACCCGAUGGGGGUUGGCACCCAUCCGCAUCCUCACUCACAUCCGCAUCCCGGCGCGCAUCCCGGUUUGCCGUCGCACUUCGCCCUCACCCCGCACGCCCAUACGCAUCAUGCGCUGGAACACGGUCUGGCAGCCGCGUUUCCGCAAGCAAAUCAACAAAUUUCUUACGUACCAAACCAACAAACGAAUUACCAUCAAUUUGGCAACGGGUUUAAACACAGGAUACCGAGAUACCAUCCGUACUACAUUCGCGAAGGAAUGAAUCAACGCAAACAACGUCGCGAGAGGACGACCUUCACUAGAGCUCAACUGGAUGUGCUGGAGGGGCUAUUCUCGAAAACGAGAUAUCCGGACAUCUUUAUGCGAGAGGAGGUUGCCCUCAAGAUCAACCUGCCGGAGUCGCGAGUCCAGGUCUGGUUCAAGAAUCGCCGAGCCAAAUGCAGACAGCAAUUGCAGCAGCAUCAACAACAGCAGCAGCAGCAGCAGCAACAACAACAACAGCAGACCCCACCGUCGAAGGGCUCGCCCAGAUCGAAUCAGAAUCACAGCAACAGCAGUACCGGCAGCAGAAUAUCGACGAGCUCGUCGACGACGCCGAGUAGGCGAUCCUCGCCGGAUUCUCCGGCGCAGGGUCGGGAGGCACCGGUAGCCGGCAACUCACCCUUGUCGACCCCGCUCCUGUCGACGCAGUCGACGUAUCCUCGGGUCGGAACGACGCCAACCGGUGGCAGCGGCGCCAACAGCAAUCUGACAACCCCGUCGCCGCCAUUGACACCGAGCUCCAAUCAACUGCAGCCGUCGUCCUAUCCGAGCGCGAUGAAUCAGAUUCAUCACGGCGAGACUUACAGCUUCGGCUGGAGCUCGGCGGGGUCCGCUUCUGUGAACCACAGCCAGUACGCCGGCCAGGGUUACAACGCUUACGCUCAGACCCCGGGCGUGUACGGUGGCGACUAUUAUCAGGCUCAAAUCCCCCACAUGCACCAUAGCCCGCAGGCCAACUACCAUCAUCCGCAGUAUCAUCCCAACAUGACGCUGACCCCGUCCAUGUCACAUCUGACCAGUCAUCACCUGAAUCCGGUGACCACCCAGACGCAAGCCACCAGCAACGAUUUAGCGACCGCCGCCGCCGUCGCCGCUGCCGCUGCCGCGUCGGGCGACGAAGCCGCCGGUUACGUGCUGCCCGAUCAGAAGUAUUCGCCAUUGGUAUAGCGGUCCGGCAGGUCCUCCGGGAUCUUUCAGCGGGGCCAGGAGACAACGAGCACGGCCGGCACCUCGAUGCCCUAUCACUGGCGACUGAACACAGCGAUUUGUCACGAGAUCAACGGUAAUCUCGACUCCGACGACAAUUGAUCGUACGAAAAAGGGACUUCGCCGAAGCAACGCUAAUAUUAUAGAUGUGCUCCAGACUUGAUGGGUAUGGUAAUUGAAAUCAGUGUGCGUGAAUCAGUUACACGAACGUUCUCCAUCCGGAAUGUCUGUGACGACAAAAUUUGCGAUAUUAAUAUCGCAACAAUACGCGUUCGAAUUAAACUUAACGGAGAAAACAAUAAUAUCUGUGGCGACCUUAUUUUAAUUCGAUACCAUUUUACAUUUAUUACAAAGCAUCUUUUCAGAUAACGCGCAUGCACGCGCGAAUAAAAAUUGAAAACUAAAAAAAUAUACAAGAUGAAUCAGUAAGCAGGCAAUAUGUAUCUCUAUGAUGCACCAAAGCGCAAUUGUAUAUUUUCUAAAUGAAACUAUAUGUUGUUUUUACAUAAAUUGAUUUCUGCAAUAAUUCUUUCUAGGAGAGCGAUCUUUACAUAUCGUUCUAUAUAUAAAAAUUGUAGAGAUUAUAGAGAAUAAUUUACAAAAUAUUUUGUCUUUAAUUCCGCGUAUUUUGUUACAUACUCCAUAUGUAAUUUUGUUUAUCAACAUCAUUACGCAUGUAGAAAAAAUAACUUUGCAGAAAGUUAAACACAAUUCUUAAACUUUUUCUCCUAUUAUUUCGUGAAUUUAUUAAUGAAAAACGUUAUUUUUUAAAUUAAUUCACAAGAUGUUUCGUAUUUAAUCCCAAGUGUGCGUAAUUUCGUCUUGCAACAUCAUUGCGUACGUGGAGGUAAAAGUUUUUACAGAAAGUUAAAUGCCAUUAAACUCUGUAACUUUUACCCCUAUCAUUUUGUGCAUUUAUUAAUAAAAACAUUACUUUUUUAUUAAUGAAUUCUUUCACAGAUGAUUAAUUAAAUUUGUUUUGGAAGAGAGAAAAUGCGAAAUUUACUCUUUAGCCGAUUUUAAUUAUAUUCCAGGAAAUAUUUCAUAUUCCACAAACAUGUUGAUAUAUCGAACAUGUUUUUGACUUUCUUUAAUGUAAUGUUUAUAGUUCACAAAAUGUAGGUAUUAAUCAUUGACAUGCAAAUGUUUAGUCAU